This is a messenger RNA of Meloidogyne enterolobii, 849 nucleotides long. NCBI's taxonomy places the organism in Eukaryota, Metazoa, Nematoda, Chromadorea, Rhabditida, Meloidogynidae. The record is from the annotation of a GenBank genome assembly.
AUGACUGAACUAGAUACUAUACCUGUUUUUAUAUUUGGAAUGGAACAGGGAGGUGUUUACUUAUUUGAUCCGGCAAAUAAACAAUUAAAUAAAAUAUUUCAAGCGGAUAGUGGAAUUAGGCAAAUAUUAGAUAUGCCCCAACAAAAUUAUUUUCUAGCUAUAACAGAGGAAAUGAUGUUUUAUCAACUAAUGUGUGACGAUAAAUUAGUUAAUGACAAAAUUAAGGUCAAACUGGCAGCAAAAUCCAAAUAUUUUCAAAUGAUACGUGUUGGGUUUGGAACUGUGGCCUUUGCUUAUGGCGACAGGGAAAUCCGUGUUUGGGAUUUGGAAGCUGAAGAUAGUGCUAUACUUAGAUUGAGGGCAGAUAGGGGAUAUGAAGCAAGUGAUGAACAAGUAUUGAUGUUGUCUUAUCUGCCAAAGAAAGAUAGUAUUUGUGGAAUGACCAGUAAAUGGCGACUGGCAACAUGGAGAAGAGUACAAAACAAUAAUUUAGAUGAAAAUAAUACAAAUAUAGCUAGAUCGUUAAUUGACCAACAAUGGAAAUUAACAAGUGCAAUUUCUUUAAAUAUCCAACAUGUUAUUGGAAUGGCUUGGUCUAACAAUUCAGCAGCUUUUGCAUUAAACUCAGGCGACUCUGUCCAAAUAUUUUUAUCCCAAUGUAUUGAAUUUUUUGUGGAUUCUAAUUAUGCAGUCAUUCAAGUAAGCGCCCAAUUGCUCAAUCUAGUCAAGAUUACGGAUCCAAUGGAAACACAAGAAUUACAACUCCACUCAAAUAUUCGUGGAUUUUUUGUUACAGAAAAUUAUUUAACUUUGUGGGAUGAUACAAAGGCAAUUGAAAAGAGUUUUUAA